This is a messenger RNA of Corythoichthys intestinalis (scribbled pipefish), 2545 nucleotides long. It is a transcript of the gene meox2a, whose product is annotated as mesenchyme homeobox 2a. Gene Ontology annotation, cellular component: nucleus. Gene Ontology annotation, molecular function: RNA polymerase II cis-regulatory region sequence-specific DNA binding; DNA-binding transcription factor activity, RNA polymerase II-specific. Gene Ontology annotation, biological process: positive regulation of transcription by RNA polymerase II; somite development. The record is from RefSeq and is a predicted model, not a curated record. The transcript is spliced from 3 exons. Bases 227 to 1138 code for a protein of 303 amino acids. Lineage: Eukaryota; Metazoa; Chordata; Actinopteri; Syngnathiformes; Syngnathidae.
UGAGCCAGCCUCCCCUCUCACAUUACAGCCUAUUUAUAACGGCCCCUCGCCAGGCUCCCUGACUUCCCCGAGACCUCCUCCCAGCCUGCACGCUUCCCCCCGACAUCCGAGAGGCUCGGCCCGACUCUGUUUAUCCUGAGCGGAUUACCCUGGGAAAGGACGCCGUUGGAACUUUUGGGAACUCUCGGAUAUGCGACGCCGUUGGCUUUAAGGAGCUUUUUUGGCCAUGGAUCCCACACUUUUCGGCUGCCUGCGGAACCCCCACGCCCCGACUCAGGGUCUGCACCCGGCCGCCUUCGCCCCGUCCCCGCUCGCCCUACACGGACGCUCGGACCACGUCUCUUACCCCGACCUGUCCGCAACGUCCUCGCCGUCCGCUUGCGUUGUCUCCAACUACGCGGCUGAAGAUGGGCUCUAUCACCCCCGACACCACCCGCAACAACACCCGCAUCUGCACCAGCCUCACCAUCAGCGCAGCCAGCGCCCGUCCCAGCAGGGGCAGCACCACGCCGCCUGGCAUGUCCAACAGAUGUUGCCCGGAGGGGCCCGGGCCCCUCUUUGCCACCCGCACACCCACCUGUCCCACGAUGGGGGACCGGCGCCGCAGGACUUGGCUCAUGUCGGCGCGCCCGCCGUGUGCGCCGCCACCCCAGCGGGGGCCUCCUCUGACUUCGGCAGACCCGCUCUGUCGCCCGCUGAGGCGGAAAAGAGGAACGCAAAGAGGAAAAGUGACAGCUCAGAGUUGCAGGACGGUGGCAUGAAGUGCGGCGGCGAGCUGAGCGGCAAAGCACGCAAGGAGAGGACGGCUUUCACCAAGGAACAAAUCCGUGAGCUGGAAGCAGAGUUUGCGCACCACAACUACCUGACCAGACUUCGCAGAUACGAGAUCGCCGUCAACCUCGACCUCACUGAGAGACAAGUGAAGGUUUGGUUCCAGAACCGACGGAUGAAGUGGAAGCGCGUGAAGGGUGGCCAGCAGGGGGCUGCGGCGCGGGAGAAAGAACUGGUCAACGUGAAAAAAGGAACUCUGCUACCUUCCGAUUUGGCCGGCAUGGCGGUGUCGCGCCGUUCCACGGACUCGUUGGCUAACGACGACAGUCACGACAGCGACCAGAGCGACGAACAUGCUCUCUUAUGAUUCGGGCCGCUUCCUUAAAACAAUACGCCGGUACAGUGAAACCCCUCUUCAAAAUGCGAAUGAUGCCACUCGAUACAGCGGGGACUUCUUCACUGUAUUUUGCGAAUAUCCAAAUGUGACCGUUUGGUGACACUGAUGUAAACAUUCCAUGUUUGAUUUUGCACUGUUGGACUCGGCCGCCGAGUUUAGACGCCGCUCGACAGACAAAAACCUCCCGAGGCUCGUUUUUGCUGGACGUUUUAAGCACAGGGACAUCAACGAAUUUGUUGCAGUACCACUUGGAAACUGAGGCGGCAGUGUUGAGAUUCCAAGAGAGGAAUACUGAUGAAUUAAGAUUCAUCGUGAAUUCCCUUGAUUUCUCCAGAAUGAAAAAGUGGACAAUUUGUCAAUUUCAUUUUGAGCGACAAUCAGAUCCUCCAAGAUCUCACGUGUUUCUAGUUGUGUUUGUCGAGGACAAAAACAAAAUUAUUCAGGUAACAUAACUUUAAUCGGUGAAAAACACAACAGUACUUUUAAGACUUUACAUUAUCUACAACGUUAUUUGUCCAAUGACUUAAAACAUUUUUUGCUAUUUUUUUCCUAACUUUUUUUUUUUUUUUUUGCGUGAUUAAAAACAUGAUUUUCUUGGGGGGUUUUUUGGGGUUUUUUUUUUUAUUUUUUUUUUUAUUACUUUUUAAUUUGGAAAAAAACACAAACUUUGAUCUCUUAAGAUUUAAACUUGACAGUACAGUAAAAUAACAGUAUUUAGAACAUGACUGACAUUUUUCUUCCCAAAAAUAGAAAUUAUCCAACUUUUUUUUGCAAUAUUUUUACAAAAUUAACCUUGUAAUAUUCAGAGAUCUUUUUCCCUUGUUAAAAAAAAAAACUACAAUCUUCUAGGUAUGUUUCUGUCUUGAUAAAAUCAGUCUUAAAUUCUUAAAAGUCCACCAAAACCCACCAUUUCGAAUUUUACUCUUGUGCAACAUUCUCAUACAGGUGCGACUUUUGACGCAAUAAAAACAUUCUUUAGCGAGUCUGAUGACGGAUGUAAUAUCACGAUGAGAAAAAAACAAAAAAAAUCUGUCAAAAUCCGAAAUCGGUUGAGAAAUGCUGCAAAAUCUUGGAGGAAUUGAUGAACGUCAUUGUUUUACAUUUUUUUUUUAAGCAUGAAAACUCAAAAUGCUAACGUGUUAACGGCGGCCUCUGUAUUUUGUCAUCAGUCUGUCCUUUGUUUCGGGGGAAGGACUUUAAAUUGUCAAGCAAACGACGGAUCGGUGAUGAUCGAUAAUGUGUAGAUAAUAAACUGCAUUCUUAUAAGUUUGUACCUGCAGUUGUCGGCUUGUGCCUUAAUAAACACUGACCGACUACGCUUGGGACUUCUUUUUUUGUUCCUCAAAUAACUCUCGCAAUGCUUAAAAUACAGUGAAA